Molecule: messenger RNA, 1485 nt
Organism: Postia placenta MAD-698-R-SB12
Lineage: Eukaryota; Fungi; Basidiomycota; Agaricomycetes; Polyporales; Adustoporiaceae
Exons: 12
Coding region: 1-1485 (494 amino acids)
Cellular component (GO): mitochondrion
Molecular function (GO): metal ion binding; alcohol dehydrogenase (NAD+) activity
Source: RefSeq, a predicted model, not a curated record
AUGGCCCCUCCUCCCGCCUCCAGGUCUGCGAUCCGCCGCCUGCUCAAUGCUGCGCAGCAUACUGCGUGUCCCUGCCAUGGGUGCCGUUCAGGAGGGUCACACAGUCCGUUGCAGGCCAUCAACCAGAUGCGCAAGUUCGCAACCCCUGUCGAGGCCCCGUCGAUGGAGAAGGAGUAUGCUUUCGAGGCGACGAACUUGAGAUUCGGCGAGGGUGUCACCCGUGAGGUCGGCAUGGAUCUCAAGAACAUGAAGGCGCGCAAGGUUGCCGUCUUCACGGAUCCCAUCGUCGCCAAGUUGCCGCCGGCCAAGAUGGCUAUUGCCUCACUGGAAUCCCAAAAUGACUUACCGUUCGUGGUCUAUGAUCGAGUGGUUGCGGAGCCCACGGAGGCCAGCUGGCGAGACGCGAUUGCCUGGGCGCGCGAACAAGACUGCAGUCAUUUUCUAGCAGUCGGCGGAGGGAGCGUUAUGGACACGGCGAAAGCAGCCAACUUGUUCUCUGUGUACAAGGAUGCCGAUCUAUUCGACUUUAUCAAUGCACCUGUUGGCAAAGGUCUCCCAAUAACACAAACUCUGCGACCACUAAUCGCAGUACCAACGACAGCAGGCACAGGGUCUGAGACGACUGGUACCGCUAUCCUCGACAUUACUUCCAUGUCCUUCAAGACCGGUAUCGCAAAUAGGGCCAUGAAGCCAACCCUCGGUAUAGUGGACACCCUGAACACUCGCUCAUGCUCAAGAGAGUUGCACAUUAGUGCCGGCCUGGAUGUCUUGUUCCACAGUCUUGAGAGUUACACGGCCAUCCCCUAUACGGAGCGCAUGCCGCGACCAUCCAACCCCAACCUCCGACCAGCAUAUCAGGGUAGCAACCCUGUCGCCGACAUCUUCUCCAUGUGGGCAUUACAGACCACUGUGAAGUGUCUCCCGCGAAUAUCGAAGGACCUCGGUGAUUACGAAGCCAUGCGACAAAUGAUGUUGGCUGCUUCAUUUGCAGGAAUCGGGUUCGGGAACGCCGGCGUGCACUUGUGCCAUGGAAUCAGUUACCCCGUCUCAGGGCUGAACAAGCAAGGACCGAAAUUCAAGUUUUCAGGAUACAACGUUGACCAUCCUAUUAUUCCACAUGGUGUCAGUGUUGCUCUGCCAGCACCUGCCGUUUUCCAAUUCACCGCGCCUUCCUCUCCCUCCCGCCACCGCGAAGCUCUCGCCAUCUUCCACGGUACGACGCCCGCAGACCCAAGCAUAUCCGCGAUUCCGGACAGCGAGAUUGGCGCGCACCUCUUCGAGGCCAUCGCGCGCUUCCUGGACAACCUCGGCCUGCCGCGGGGCCUGAAGGCUGUCGGAUACAAGAAGGACGACAUUAGCAAGCUAGUGGAGGGCACGAUCCCGCAGAGGCGUGUUCUGGAUCUUGCUCCUGGCAUAGGGGACGUUGCAGGUGCUGAUGGGAGGGAACACUUAACGAGGAUCAUCGAGAACUCGAUGGAAUAUUGA